Messenger RNA from Symbiodinium necroappetens, 321 nucleotides. Lineage: Eukaryota; Dinophyceae; Suessiales; Symbiodiniaceae. The record is from the annotation of a GenBank genome assembly.
GCGAAAUUCCUGGAGCUCCCGCCCGCUGCGCGCUACGGCGCUGCUUUCGCCCUGUGGUCAUGGACUUUUGCGUGCACGGGCUGCGAUCGAGUUUACUUCAUCGUCUCUGUGAUGGUGUUUAUCUUCGGGCCCGGUCUGGCUCGCGACAGCAGCGGCCAAUACUCGGCCUACUCAGUGUUCAACAAGGGGCAGCGGCACCUGCUGGGAGAGCUCCGUGCUGAGCAGCUAGACGCCGAGCAGCGUGGUAACCAGAGCCUCGCGGGCUAUGGUCAGUCAGAAGACGGAGGACUCAUCCAACUUCCUGGUGCAGAUGAAGACGAG